ACUCCACUCCAUCACAGAAACCAACGCAGCAGGCGAGUGAAGGAGCGAGUUUUACCUUCAAUUUCGCCAAGUUCCUUUGCGAUUCUCGCCCCCCUAAAUCCCUAAAUUCCCGCACAUAUACACUCACCUUUCUUCAUCAUUUCACAAUCAUCCUUUUACUCCACUCAAUUUCUUCAGCGUUUCAGGUUUGGGAGAGGAACAUUGCUUAUCCACAUUGCAGAGUGAUUGAAUAUUCUCCAAGCUUAGAAUCCUCUUUCCUUUGAAGCAUAGCUAGUGUGGUGUUGUUGGAGGCUCCAUUUCAGAAAUUUUUCAUGUAGCUUCAUCUAUUUUUUGUUGAUUAGUUGAAGAGUGUGACACGGAUAAUUUAGGCUAAAUAAAGACGUUGGGAACCUCAAACUAUGGGUUCUGUUUGUUGCUGUCUGAGUUUUGAUGAUUUUGAAGAUUAUGUAAAUCCAAAUAGUUCUGUAUAUAGGAACUGCGUCUGUCUCAGUUGCCUGAUACAGAACCUUUUGAACGUGUAUGCAUCAAUAUUCCGCAGAGGGGAAGUUCAUUCAGCUCCUUCAUCCAUUCAGGGGGCUGCAUCCAUGACCUCUGCAGCAUCACUUGAUAAUUCUCUAUCGGACAUGUACCGUUCUCCUCCAAGGCCAUUACCAUAUGAUGCGGAUUCGAGGUUUUUCCGCGCACGUGAUGGGCUAGUUUCAAGGCGUGAGAAGGGUUCAAGUCAUUCGAAUGAGGAAACAGAGCCUUUAAGAAGUAAUACAGACGUUGAUACAGAAUCUCUGAAUUCAGGAGACAAAUGGAAUGACUGUGCCUGUGAAGACGGGUCAAAAGAAUACCGUUCGAAGUCCUCACUAAGAGUUUCAUCAGCAAAAUAUGCAACUGGAGUUGGCCUUGUCUAUGCAUCAUCAGAAGAGGAGGAUGUCUGUCCGACUUGCCUUGAAGAAUACACUACCGAGAAUCCGAAGAUAAUGACAAAAUGCUCUCACCAUUUUCAUCUCGGUUGCAUUUAUGAGUGGAUGGAGAGAAGUGACAACUGUCCAGUUUGUGGAAAGGUGAUGGUAUUCGAUGAAACGACAUACUCUUGACUAGAAAGUAUGUCUUGUGGAUGAAGCCAGCAACAGAAGAGAGAAAAGGAAGAAUAUAUAUAUAUAAACAUUGUGAAUAUACUGCUGAUUUAAGUGCUUGUCAUGUAUAGUAAGUAUGAAAAUUUUUUUUAUUAACCAUUGUUGUGAGUUCAUUGUCAUCCAACUUGUUUUCAUAUUUAAAGUAUUCCCACUUGACCUAAACACUUGAAGUAAAGAAGAAAACUGCAGUUUCAUCAGAUGGAAGCUAUGUUCUGUGCAGUAUAAUAAGGAUUUCUAAUUAUGAAUUGUUAUGCUCAUGUAGAAGAACGAA
Molecule: messenger RNA, 1395 nt
Organism: Arachis duranensis
Lineage: Eukaryota; Viridiplantae; Streptophyta; Magnoliopsida; Fabales; Fabaceae
Product: E3 ubiquitin-protein ligase At3g02290
Exons: 5
Coding region: 399-1085 (228 amino acids)
Molecular function (GO): ubiquitin-protein transferase activity
Source: RefSeq, a predicted model, not a curated record